This is a messenger RNA of Sugiyamaella lignohabitans, 414 nucleotides long. RefSeq names its product TRAPP complex core subunit BET3 (gene BET3). The record is from RefSeq and is a predicted model, not a curated record. The transcript has a single exon. Gene Ontology annotation, cellular component: cytosol; TRAPP complex; cis-Golgi network membrane. Lineage: Eukaryota; Fungi; Ascomycota; Dipodascomycetes; Dipodascales; Trichomonascaceae. The coding region runs from base 1 to 414 and encodes 137 amino acids. Gene Ontology annotation, biological process: endoplasmic reticulum to Golgi vesicle-mediated transport; intra-Golgi vesicle-mediated transport.
AUGGGCUACAACAUCGGUCUUCGAUUAAUAGAGGAGUUCCUAGCAAAGUCUGGUACUGGUCGAUGUCGCGAGCUCAAAGAAACUGCCGAGAUCAUCUCUAAAGUCGGAUUCAAAAUGUUCUUGAACAUCACACCUACCAUCGACAAUUGGACUGCUGAUUUCAAGCAGUUCAGUUUAAUAUUCGAUGAAAAUCCUCUGGCAGAGUUUGUAGAGUUGCCAGAUGAUGGUCGGGCCCAUAGAGAGCUGUGGUACUCUAACCUGCUGGCUGGCGUCAUUAGAGGCGCUCUUGAAAUGGUGCAAUUACAGGUCGAGACAGAGUUUGUCAGCGAUACCUUACAGGGAAGCGACUACACAGAGCUCCGAGUCAAGUUUAUCAAGACACUAGAAGACGAGAUCCCUCCUGGAGAGGACUAA